AUGGCCGCCGAAGCGGACAUAUUCACCCUUCUCCCUCUCCACCUCGACCCCACUACCAAAGCCGUCAGCAGCAGUAGCAGCAGCACCUCCGCGGCUCUCACCACCGAGCUCACAGCCCUAAACCUCCUCCACCGCUCCCUCCUCUCCCUCGACACCCCCAACGGUGUCCCCCCACCCCCGGUCCCCGUAAACCCCAAGCGCUCCGCCCAAAUCGGCAAGCUGCGCGAAACAGGCAACGCAUCCUUCCGCAAAGGCGCGCACGGCGACGCGAUCCGCAUGUAUAGCCUCGGCAUCGACAUGGCGCUGGGGCGGCCUGGCUGGGAGCCGAGCGGGUUGGUGCGGGAGGAGGUUAGUGGGCUGUAUGCGAACCGCGCGCAGGCGCAUAUGGCGUUGCAGCACUGGGCGGAGGGUGCGGUGGAUGCGGAGUCCAGUGUUGAGAUGAAGAGGGUGGGAAAUGCGAAGGGGUGGUGGAGGAGGGGCAGGUGUCUGUUUGAGAUGGGGAGGUUGGAGGAGGCGAGGGAGUGGGUCGGGCAGGCGUUGGAGUUUGAAGCCGGGGAGCAGGAUCUUGUGGGAUUGAUGAGGGAGGUUGAGGCUGCAGUAGAGAGGAGGGCGCGGCAGUAG
Coniosporium apollinis CBS 100218 is the source of this 621-nucleotide messenger RNA. RefSeq lists its product as uncharacterized. Gene Ontology annotation, molecular function: protein binding. The transcript has a single exon. The record is from RefSeq and is a predicted model, not a curated record. Lineage: Eukaryota; Fungi; Ascomycota; Dothideomycetes. Bases 1 to 621 code for a protein of 206 amino acids.